This is a messenger RNA of Cetraspora pellucida, 1129 nucleotides long. The record is from the annotation of a GenBank genome assembly. NCBI's taxonomy places the organism in Eukaryota, Fungi, Glomeromycota, Glomeromycetes, Diversisporales, Gigasporaceae.
GGUUAGAAGGUUGGAAUCAUUGUUAAGUGAAGAGGCAAGGAGUAGUUGCUGGAAGGAACAUAGAAAACUAGCGAGACGAGUAUUAGCACCUGUAUGGGAAUAUUUUCACUGUGAAAAAACAAACUCAUAUGGACAUUACUUAGCAAAGUGUUCUUUUUGUUCAACUAAAUGGGCAAGAGGUGAAUGGUUAAAGCUUGAAGCCUAUCUUGCAUUGCAGUGCCCUUAUGUUGAAGAUAAUAUUCGGCAGUCAUAUUUACUACAUGUAGCUAGUCGUAAUAAUGAAGAAGAGUCACCUGAAAAUUUAACUAAAUCAAAAAAACUAAGAUUAGAUAAGCAGAAUAAUCUCUCAAAAUUUUUUCCACCAAAAUCUGAAGACUUAUCUGAAGAACGGAUAAAUUCUAUAAAUAUUUCAUUAUUAAAUGCAUUUAUAGUCUGUGGUAUUUUAUUUUCUAUAGUUGAAAAUACAUUUUUUAUCAAUUUACUUCAAAAUUUAUGUCUGGACUAUCAAUUACCAUCACGGAAAGUUUUAUCUAGGCCUGAAUUUCUUGUAGAAAAAAUUGAUACAAUUUUAGAUGAAGUUAGAUGUGAUAGAUUUACAGUAAUUGUUACAGAUAAUGCAAGUAACAUGAAACUUACACAGCAAACUAUUCAUGAAAAAUAUCCCAAAAUUUUAAGCUUAAACUGUAUUGCUCAUUGUAUCAACCUCGUGUCUAAAGAUAUUUUAAUUGAAGAUAAUGAAAGAAUUAUAGAAAAUUUUGAAAUAGAGGAAGUUGAAUAUGGUGAAUCUGAUAGUGAUAAUGAAGUAUUUCAAGAUUAUAAAGAUGAGUUUGAUGAACUUGAUUAUGAUGAGUUAUCUGGUAACAAAAUGGGGCAAGGUGUAUUUGAUUUUGACCCUACAGAAUUGGCAGCGAAUUUAGUAAGAGAAUGGGAUUAUGAAAAUAAUGACUUAAAUAUAGAUAAUAUAGAUUCAACGAAUACUAUAAAUAAUAUAGAGUCGAAUACUAUAGAUAAAAAUAAUGCAAGUGAUAAUAUUAGUAGAGAUUCAAGUAUUAUAGAGAAUAAAAAUGAAGCAUUAGAGUCUUUACCUAUAGUACUUAGAAAAACAUGCUGUCAAAUCUUAAAAAGAUAA